Messenger RNA from Serendipita indica DSM 11827, 3342 nucleotides. The record is from the annotation of a GenBank genome assembly. NCBI's taxonomy places the organism in Eukaryota, Fungi, Basidiomycota, Agaricomycetes, Sebacinales, Serendipitaceae.
AUGUCGACCUUUCCCCCCAACGUUGUUGAUCACUUUGCCGGCGGGCUCUCUGAUCCACAUAGUCCGCAGUUCAAGCAUAGACGACAUGUCUUCGAUAUCGUCAAUCGCUUGCAUUCUUACGGGUUACACCACCAAAUGGACAUACCUCAAAUUGCAGUCGUCGGCUCGCAGUCUGUCGGGAAGAGCUCGCUAAUCGAAUCCAUCUCUGGUAUUACCCUUCCAAGGGCAAGCGAUGCCCUAUCGAGUGUCGCCUUUCUCGCACAGAUGCCCCUUGGUCCUUUCGGGAAUCCGAUUACCAACAAGGCGGACGUUCAAGAAAGAAUCCGCCGUGCUCAGCUCGCAAUUCUUAAUCCAACGCAACCAACAAUCAGUUUUCUCCAGCCGACUGUCGCUCAAGCUGACCGCAACGAGCUCUCGUUUUCGACGGAUUUAAUUUCGGUCCACAUUCGUGGUCGGGACGUGGAUGAUCUGUCGUUUGUUGACCUUCCAGGGGUUAUCGCAUCUGUCAGAGAAGGAGGACGGGAGGCAGAUAUCCAGGAGGUCAGGGAUCUCGUCACCAGCUUUAUCAAACGUCCGAGUUGUCUCAUUCUACUCGUGAUAUCCUGCGAAACCGACUUGGAAAACCAAGGUGCUCGUUCGCUUGCCAAGAAAUUGGAUGCGAAUGGGAGACGUACAAUCCCUGUCCUCACGAAGCCCGACCGUAUUGGUAAUGGCGAGCACGACACAUGGCUGCGCUUGUUGGAAAACCAAACUGAGCGUUAUCGUCAUGGGUGGCACUGCGUCAAGCAGUCAGACCAGGAACAACUGAAUCAAGGCAUCAGUUGGGCAGAGGCGCGUCAGAACGAAAUCGAUUACUUUAACAAACAACCGUGGUCGACAUUGGAAGAGUCUAUCAGGUCACGCCUUGGGACCAAAUUCUUGACACAGAACCUUGGUAGUAUACUCUUCGAACUCAUUGGGCAGAGACUUCCCGGCCUCGUCCAGGAGUUGGAAAAGAAGGUUACAAUAACUCGAGGAACCAUAACCGACCUUCCCAAAACGCCCAAAGGCGAUCCUGUCGGAAUUGUUUGGAAGCUUAUCACAACGUUCCAAAACAAUGUCUCCCAACUGAUCGCUGGCCGCGCUGUGGAUGGCGCAGAUGGGUUGCUCCAAAGCUUCCGCAAAGGGAAAAAAAUAUUCAGAAUCGCCAUCAAGAGUCAGGCUCCACAAUUCUGGCCUUAUCAUAAGAAUGCGAUCAGUGCGUCGCUUUCACGCACCAAGGCGGUUAUCGACCUUGACGAUAUAAUCGAACUCUCGCAAAGGCAAUUACCUGGUAACUAUCCAUAUGAUGUCAAAAAAGAUCUUAUCCUGCGCUUCACUGCCGACUGGAUCCAUCCAGCUCGUUCGUUCUUUAGAACGAUCUUCCGGCAGCUCACGGCAGACAUCAAGGCAUCUGUUGAAAAACAAUUCUCGCAGUUCUCAGCUGGUGAAUUCAGUAACGAGGUUUUACGCCAUGUCAUUACUCAGCUUAGUAGAUGUGAAAAGAACACUAUCCAGAAGAUGGAAGAGUGCUUUUCUCUCGAAAGAGCAGAACCAUUGACCGCCAAUGAAGACAGGUUCAUCCAGCGAAGAUCUCAUUACCUCUCGAAUUACAAGGCCAUUCGCCGCAAUCAUAAAUACGACGACGGCGAAAUUCAAAAGUUUCUCAAAGGCGAAUUCCAGAAUAGCCCCUACAUGCAAUCUGCUGUGCAGAAUCUACAGGCCAUGGGGUUCCAAAAGGUAUCUCAUGUCGAGCUUCUCCGUCUCCUUCCCGAAGACGAAGCUGAGGAUGCGCUGUUAAUCAUGGCCGAGGUGUCGGCUUACUACGAAGUCGCCUACCGACGCUUCAUCGACAAUAUUUCGCUCACCAUCGACUCGCAUCUAUUCAAGGCCUUCGCCGAGUCUCUUGAUGAUGUACUCUUCAGCGGCUUGUCGCUCAGUGGCGAUGGAGCACGCCAGCGCUGCCAAGCGUUUAUUCAAGAGGAUCCUGAAGUCACUCGCCGACGGGCUUCGUUGGACCAGGAUCUCGAGCGGUUCGAAAAUGCCUUCAGUGACUUGCAGAACAUACCCGGAGUCUCCCUGACUGGUGGGGGUCACAGCUAUAUCAAUGAUGAUGAAGAAGAUGAUGGCAAUAGCUCCAGCAUUGUAGAUGAUCCUGAUCGCCCACCUUCCGGAUCUGUCUCGGUGGUACGGGCACCCACUUCCUCCAGGCGUCAAGAGAUCCCGUUACCAGGGCUCCUACUUGAAGAAGAGAAAGAACUUUGCGCCACUCAGAAAGCGUUCGCAGAGCUUCCCGCAAAACCUGAAGGCGAUCCGGUCGGUAUUGUCUGGAAGCUCCUGGCUGCAUUCCAAAAGGAGGUUACGUUACUCCUCGUCGGUCGACCUGAGGAUGGUUCGUCUGGCCUCCUUCAGAGCUUCCGGAAGGGAAGAAAAGCUUUCAAAGAGGCGAUUGAGCACCAGGCUCCUAAAUUUCUCCCAUACUCUGGGAGUAUGGUCGAGACUCCCGGCGGGCAUUCAAAGACGACGGUUGAUCUGGAUGAAGUUAUCAAGAUGGCGCGCGAUGCCAUCACCCGAGAACUUCCUGGCAACUACCCAUAUGCCGUCAAGAAGAAUUAUGUUUAUCGUUUCACGGAGGAUUGGCUCAUUCCAGCCCGCGCACUGUUCAACAGGAUGCAGCAGCAAUUCAUGAGAGAGCUCAAGAUUCUCGUCGAAAGCCACUUCUCGCAGUUUGGUGCUGGUCAAUUCGACAAAGAGGCGCUUGGUGCUCGCUCAACUCAGUGUCUGUGCCACAAGUACAAUCCAGAAAAUGGACGAAUGUUUCGCACUCGAGAGGAAGAGCCAUCCACAAACAACGAAGAUCGCCUCUCCGAGCUCAAGGAAGAGCUGCUCGCCACCUACAAGGCUGAGCGUCAACGCCAUCGUAAGCACGACAACAGGCUUCAGAAGCUCGUCAAUGGCGAAUUCCAGAACACAACAAUCAUGGGAGAUGCGGUGCGCAAUCUGCAAGCUAUGGGAAUUUCGAAUGUGACGCAGCACUCGCUGCUUCGCUCGCUCCCGACAGACGAAGCUGAGGAUGCCAUCGAAAUAAUGGCAGAGAUGCGCGCAUACUAUGAAGUCGACUAUCGACGCUUUGUCGAUUACACCCCUCUUAUCAUCGACUAUCGUCUCUUCAAAGGCUUUGAACGCACUCUCAACGAUGCAUUAUUCACGGGGCUCUCGCUCGGAGGAGAUGGUGUUCGGGAACGCUGCACUGCGUUCCUUCAGGAGGAUCCCGAGAUUAUGCAGCGCCGUGGAUCUCUUAGUCAAGACUUGGAACGGUUCUAA